AUGGAUCAACAAGGAGUUGGGUCGCAUUUAAGGAUAACUUUAUCGACCAUUGGAAAUAGAAGUCUUGAUCCAGUGGAUAAAUGUAGAUAUCUCAUAUUUUGCCUGGAAGGAGAAUCGAAGAAAUUGGUAGAAAGAUUCCCUAUGGAUGGUGAGUCUUAUAGGAACGUGUGGGGAAUUCUGGAAAGCAGAUAUGGAGAUAAAUCCAUUAUUAUUGAAGAAUUAUAUAAAGAAUUAAGAGAAUUAAAUCCAAAAACAAAGGAUAUAAAGGAUUCGCAAGGACUUGGAGCAAAUAUUUCGCCAGUUGACGCCAGUUUAGGAGAAGAUAUCAACAACAAUUCGAUUUUGAACAUGGCAUAA
Messenger RNA from Dracunculus medinensis (Guinea worm), 357 nucleotides. Lineage: Eukaryota; Metazoa; Nematoda; Chromadorea; Rhabditida; Dracunculidae. The record is from the annotation of a GenBank genome assembly.